UUUUCAAGCUCCAGCACUAUUCCAUUGUAGUGUCUUAACUUUGUUCCUGUCAAAAGCUUUUCUGUUACGUUUUUGUUUUCUGAAGUUCUAAGACUUUGGGUACGGCAGUGCAGGUCCUACACUGCCCCUCUUCAGGAAAGGUGUUGGGGAGGUUUUCACUACCUCCCAGAUCCCUUUGUCUUGCCUCUUGUGUUCCUCCUGCUAUUGUAUUUCCAUUGCUCAUUUCCAGCAGUGCGUCACCACCUGUUCCUGAAGCCCAUCGUGGGGCACCAGCUCUCUCAGCCUCCCAUUUGGUCCUGAAGAGUGGGGUCGGUGGUCCUUGUGGUGGUGAAGUCUCCAUGGGAACUGUCUCUCCUCCCUGACUCACCUGCCUUUCUCCUCCUCUCUCCUCCUGCAGGUCCGAGCUGUACCGGGUGCAAUGAGCGCUCCGAGCCGGCCCUGCCAUGGAAGGCUGUGACUCGCCCGUCAUCCCUGGGAAGGACAAUGGGUGCGGCAUCCCUCAGCACCAGCAAUGGACUGAUCUCAACAGCGCCCACCUCCCUGACCCAGCCAGCAGCAUGGAGCAGCCCACGGCAGAGACCCGCGGCCCCCUGGACAGCCUGAGGAUCCCUUUCCCCGAGCGCGUUCCCGAGAGCAGCACGGCGGCCGGCCCCGGCGCCGAACCCGCCGGCAAGGAGGUGAGCUGUGGGCAGUGCGGCGCCUCCUUCGCCGGCCUGCAGAGCUACAUGGAGCACCGCUGUGCCGGCACCCGCCCGGCCCCGCCGCUGCGCGGGGACAGCGGGAGCGAGAGCAGUGAGGACGGGGAGGAGGAGAGUGACGUGGAGAACCUGGCUGGCGAGAUCGUGUACCAGCCCGACGGCUCGGCCUACAUCGUGGAGAGCCUCAGCCAGCUGAUGCAGAGCGGGGGCGCCUGCAGCAGCGGGGCUCUCUCCUCGCUGCUCCCGAACUCUCUGCCCAAGCAGGGAGAGCCCUCCGCCGCCGCUCCCGUCUACCCACAGAUCAUCAACACCUUCCACAUAGCCUCAUCCUUCGGGAAGUGGUUUGAGGGUUCAGACCAGGCCUUCCCGAAUACCUCAGCCCUGGCGGGCAUCAGCCCCGUCCUGCACAGCUUCCGCGUCUUUGAUGUGCGACACAAAAGCAACAAGGAUUACCUGAACAGUGACGGUUCUGCCAAAAGCUCUUGCGUAUCCAAAGAUGUUCCCAACAACGUGGACCUGUCCAAAUUCGAUGGCUUUGUGCUCUACGGGAAGAGGAAGCCCAUCCUGAUGUGUUUCUUGUGCAAGCUGUCCUUUGGGUAUGUCCGCUCGUUCGUGACCCACGCAGUGCACGACCACAGAAUGACUCUGAGUGAGGAGGAGCGGAAAAUUCUUAGCAAUAAGAACAUCUCCGCUAUCAUCCAAGGGAUAGGCAAAGACAAGGAACCCCUUGUCAGCUUUCUGGAACCAAAAAACAAAACCUUUCAGCACCCUCUCGUUUCUGCAGCUAACCUCAUAGGCCCUGGACACAGUUUUUAUGGUAAAUUCAGUGGCAUUUGCAUGGAGGGCGAGCAGGCCCUCCAGGCUGGGGCGGCCAGUGGAGCAGAGCCACCGCCAGCAGGCGUCCUGGCCCCUGGUGCGCUCCUCAACCUGGGUGGGCUGACCAGCUCGGCUCUGAAGACUCCCAUUACCUCAGUCCCCCUGGGCCCGCUGGCCUCCAGUCCCACCAAACCCUCAGAGGGGAAGGAUCUUGGGGUGGCAGAGGGGGAGAAGCAAGAGGGGGGCGAGCAGGACAGCCUCUCGGAAAAGGCAGAGCCAGUCGAGGAGGUGGAGGAGGAAGAAGAGGAUGUGGAGGAGGAGGAGGAGGAAGAGGAAGAGGAGGAAGAGGAAGAAGACGAGGAUGAUGAGGGUUGCAAAGGACUGUUUCCGAGUGAGUUGGAGGAUGAACUGGAGGACCGGCCCCAGGAGGAUGCUGGGGCUGUGGCAGGUGGCAGCAGCAGCAGCAAAAAGGACCUUGCUCUCUCAAACCAAAGCAUUUCUAACUCUCCCUUAAUGCCUAACGUGCUCCAGACCCUGUCGCGGGGCACAGCUUCUACUAGUUCUAAUUCUGCUUCUUCCUUUGUCUUUGAUGGUGCAAACAGGAGGAAUCACUUAAGCUUUAACAAUGAGGGCGGCGGAGCCAGCGUGGCAGAGGGCAGCAGGAGGCUGGACUUUAUCGAUGAAAGUGCCAAUAAAGACAAUGCCACAGCACCAGAACCAAAUGAGAGUGCGGAGGGCGAGGACGGGAGCUACAUCUCCCAUCACCAGCAUGCUGGCCCCCUCUGUGAACUUGGGAGUGGGGAGUGCCCCUCGGGGAGCGGCGUGGAGUGCCCAAAGUGCGACACGGUCCUGGGCUCCUCGCGGUCGCUGGGUGGCCACAUGACUAUGAUGCAUUCUCGCAACUCAUGUAAGACACUCAAGUGUCCCAAGUGCAAUUGGCACUACAAGUACCAGCAGACGCUUGAGGCGCACAUGAAGGAGAAACAUCCCGAGCCGGGUGGCUCCUGCGUGUACUGCAAAAGCGGGCAGCCACACCCGCGGCUGGCGCGGGGUGAGAGCUACACCUGUGGUUACAAGCCCUUCCGCUGCGAGGUCUGUAACUACUCCACUACUACCAAAGGCAACCUCAGUAUUCAUAUGCAGUCCGACAAGCAUCUCAACAACAUGCAGAACCUGCAGAACGGAGGGGGAGAGCAAGUCUUCAGCCACACUGCUGGGGCAGCGGCGGCAGCAGCAGCAGCCGCGGCGGCGGCAGCAGCCAACAUUGGUAGCACGUGUGGGGCCCCCUCUCCCACCAAACCAAAAACCAAACCGACGUGGCGGUGCGAGGUGUGCGACUAUGAGACCAACGUAGCUAGAAACCUCCGUAUUCACAUGACCAGUGAGAAGCACAUGCACAACAUGAUGCUGCUUCAGCAAAACAUGUCCCAAAUCCAACACAACCGGCAUCUGGGCCUCGGCAGCCUGCCGUCACCCGCCGAGGCUGAGCUCUACCAGUACUACCUAGCGCAGAACAUGAACCUUCCCAACUUGAAGAUGGACAGCACUUCCUCAGAUGCGCAGUUCAUGAUGGGUGGAUUCCAGCUCGAUCCCACCAAUCCCAUGGCAACAAUGGCUCCAUCUCUAGUGGGUGGAGAGAUCCCCCUGGACAUGCGGUUAGGUGGUGGACAGCUGGUGUCUGAGGAGCUAAUGAACUUGGGUGAGAGUUUCACGCAAACAAAUGACCCAUCGCUGAAGCUCUUCCAGUGUGCUGUGUGCAACAAGUUCACUACAGAUAAUUUGGAUAUGCUGGGCCUCCACAUGAACGUGGAGCGUAGCCUCCCUGAAGAUGAGUGGAAGGCAGUGAUGGGGGAUUCGUACCAGUGCAAGUUGUGCCGCUACAACACACAGCUCAAGGCAAACUUCCAACUCCACUGUAAGACGGACAAGCAUGUGCAGAAAUACCAGCUGGUAGCACAUAUCAAGGAGGGUGGAAAGGCCAAUGAGUGGAGGCUGAAGUGUGUGGCCAUUGGGAAUCCGGUACAUCUGAAAUGCAAUGCUUGCGACUACUACACGAACAGUCUAGAGAAGCUGCGUCUUCACACAGUGAACUCCAGGCAUGAGGCCAGCCUGAAGCUCUAUAAGCACCUUCAGCAUCACGAGAGCGGGGUUGAGGGUGAAAGCUGCUAUUACCACUGCGUCCUCUGUAACUACUCCACCAAGGCAAAGCUGAACCUUAUCCAGCACGUGCGCUCCAUGAAACACCAGCGGAGUGAAAGCCUACGGAAGCUGCAGCGCCUCCAGAAGGGUCUUCCUGAAGAAGAGGAAGACCUAGGGCAAAUCUUCACCAUUCGGAAGUGUCCAGCAGCUGAGGCUGAAGAAUCCACUGAAGAUGCAGAAGGGCCCAAUGAAACAUCUGGUGAUGCUGAAGAGCCUGCCAAGGACCAAGAGAGUGGAGGGGACAAGGACCAGAAUAAAUGGACAGCACCAGCCAGCCAGGCAGAGAAGGAGCUGACAGAGCCUCCAGCAUCCUCUAAACGAAUAUCGUUUCCCAGCAGCUCUGAGUCGCCUCUCCCCUUUAAAUGGUCAAAAACUUCAGAGGAGACCAAAUCAGAGCAGAUGUAUCAGUGUCCAUAUUGCAAGUACAGUAACACAGACGUGAAUCGGCUGCGGGUGCACGCCAUGACCCAGCACUCGGUGCAGCCCAUGCUCCGCUGCCCGCUCUGCCAGGACAUGCUGAACAACAAGAUCCAUUUGCAGCUGCACCUCACCCAUCUGCACAGUGUGUCGCCUGACUGUGUCGAGAAGCUCAUCAUGACGGUGACAACACCUGAGGUGAUGAUGCCCAGCAGCAUGUUUCUCCCAGCAGCCGCUCCAGAGAAAGAUGGGAACUCCGCUGCGGAGGAACUGGGGAAGCAGCCUGAGAUGAUCCCUGAGGACUCAGGAAAGAGUCUUCUGCCAUCGGACAGCACAGAGCACAGUGGAGAUCCCAAGCCGGUUCCAGCCGAUCCGAGCUCUGCCAGGGAGGACUCUGGCUUCCUCUGCUGGAAGAAGGGGUGCAACCAGGUGUUCAAGAGCUCGGCAGCCCUGCAGACACACUUCAACGAGGUCCACGCAAAGCGGCCUCAGCUGCCGGUGUCUGAUCGCCAUGUCUACAAGUACCGCUGUAACCAGUGCAGCCUGGCAUUCAAAACCAUUGAGAAGCUGCAGCUCCAUUCCCAGUACCAUGUCAUACGGGCGGCCACCAUGUGCUGCCUCUGCCAGCGCAGCUUCCGAACCUUCCAGGCCCUGAAGAAGCACCUGGAAACCAGCCAUCUGGAGCUGAGUGAGGCUGAUAUUCAGCAGCUGUAUGGUGGUCUCUUGGUCAACGGAGACCUCCUUGCGAUGGGCGAUCCUUCGCUUGCAGAAGACCACACUAUCAUAGUCGAGGAAGAUAAGGAGGAGGAGAGCGACUUGGAAGAUAAGCAGAGCCCAACAGGUAGCGAUUCGGGGUCAGUGCAAGAGGACUCUGGCUCAGAACCAAAAAGGGCCUUACCCUUCAGAAAGGGCCCUAACUUCACUAUGGAGAAAUUCCUAGAUCCAUCUCGCCCGUACAAGUGCACAGUCUGCAAGGAGUCUUUCACACAAAAGAACAUUCUCCUGGUCCAUUACAAUUCAGUUUCCCACCUGCAUAAACUGAAAAGAGCCCUCCAAGAGUCUGCUACUGGACAGCCUGAACCAACCAGUAGCCCAGACAACAAGCCUUUUAAGUGUAACACCUGCAACGUGGCCUACAGUCAGAGCUCGACCUUGGAGAUCCACAUGAGGUCUGUCCUGCACCAAACCAAGGCUCGCGCUGCCAAGCUGGAGGCAGCUGGGGGCAGUGGCAGCAGUAACGGAGCUGGCAACAGCAGCAGCAGUAGUCUUUCUUUGGGUUCAUCCACACCAAGUCCAGUGAACGCUACCAACAGUAAUACUUUUACAGCCACCAACACAAGUAAUUCAGGCCCGGUUCCCAUUCCCAGCCUGCUCAACCAGGUAUCCAGUGAUAACAUGGGAAUUCCUACAUUAGGUAACCCUGUAAGCGCUAGUAUCUCCUCCCCUUCAGAGCCCAAAGAGGUAAACCGAAAGAAGUUGGCAGACAUGAUUGCAUCCAGGCAGCAGCAGCAGCAGCAGCAACAGCAGCAGCAGCAGCAAGCUCAAACCCUGGCCCAGGCCCAGGCCCAAGUCCAGGCCCAUCUGCAACAAGAACUGCAGCAGCAGGCAGCUCUCCUGCAGUCCCAGCUCUUCAACCCAGCACUUUUGCCGCACUUUCCAAUGACCACUGAGACCCUUCUGCAGCUUCAGCAACAGCAGCAUCUUUUGUUUCCUUUCUACAUCCCUAGUGCCGAGUUCCAACUCAAUCCAGAAGUUAGUUUGCCUGUCACCAGUGGUGCACUGACGUUGACUGGUACAGGUCCAAGUUUGCUGGAGGACCUGAAGGCUCAAGUUCAGAUCCCUCAGCAGAGCCAUCCACAGCUCUUACAGCAGCAGCAAGGGCAGCUCUCCUUGUCACAACCUCACUCCGUCCUUAUACAGCAGAGCCAGCACCCUGAGAAGAAGAAUAAAUCCAUAGUGAAGGAGAAAGAAAAAGAAACCCCACGGGAAAGGGAAAGUGCAGAGAGGGGAGAUAGUAAUGUAGCAUCUAAAGAGUCUCUACCUGAUAACUUAAAGCCCAAAGAAAAGAAGGACUUUGUACCAGGCAGUAGUUCAGAGCCCUCCUUACUGCCGCCACGUAUUGCCUCUGAUGCAAGAGGGAAUGCCACAAAAGCCUUGCUGGAAAACUUUGGCUUUGAGCUUGUCAUUCAGUAUAAUGAGAACAAGCAGAAGGUGCAGAAGAAAAACGGGAAGACAGAGCAAGGUGAGAACUUGGAAAAGCUUGAGUGUGACACAUGUGGCAAGUUCUUUUCAAACAUCCUCAUCCUGAAGAGCCACCAAGAGCAUGUUCACCAACAUUACUUUCCCUUCAAGCAGUUAGAGAGAUUUGCCAAACAAUACAGAGAACACUAUGACAAACUGUACCCACUGCGGCCUCAGACCCCAGAGCCACCACCACCACCUCCUCCGCCACCACCUCCACUCCCUCCAGCACCUCCUCAGCCGGCUUCUACUCCUACCAUUCCUACGUCUGCCCCACCAAUUACCUCUCCUACAAUCGCACCAGCCCAGCCAUCUGUGCCACUCACCCAGCUCUCCAUGCCAAUGGAGCUCCCCAUCUUUUCACCACUGAUGAUGCAAACCAUGCCACUACAGACGUUACCUGCGCAGCUGCCACCCCAGCUGGGUCCCGUAGAUCCUCUGCCUGCCGACUUGGCCCAGUUGUACCAGCAUCAGCUCAACCCUAGCCUUCUCCAGCAGCAGCAGAACAAGAGGCCACGGACGCGGAUCACCGACGACCAACUCAGAGUCCUUCGGCAGUAUUUUGAUAUUAACAAUUCCCCAAGUGAGGAACAGAUCAAAGAGAUGGCGGACAAAUCUGGACUGCCCCAGAAAGUGAUCAAGCACUGGUUCAGGAACACUCUUUUCAAAGAACGCCAGCGCAACAAGGAUUCCCCAUACAACUUCAGUAAUCCUCCCAUUACCAGCCUGGAAGAACUGAAGAUAGACUCACGGCCUCCUUCUCCAGAACCUCAAAAGCAGGAGUACUGGGGAAGCAAGCGGUCCUCCCGGACACGCUUUACUGACUACCAGCUCAGAGUCCUACAGGACUUCUUUGAUGCCAAUGCUUAUCCAAAGGAUGAUGAAUUUGAGCAGCUUUCUAACUUGCUGAACCUCCCAACACGUGUUAUAGUGGUGUGGUUCCAGAAUGCCCGUCAGAAGGCUAGGAAAAACUAUGAGAAUCAGGGAGAAGGCAAAGAUGGGGAACGACGGGAGCUUACAAAUGACAGGUAUAUUAGAACAAGCAACUUGAACUACCAGUGCAAAAAGUGCAGUCUAGUCUUUCAGCGCAUUUUUGAUCUCAUUAAACACCAGAAAAAGCUUUGUUACAAAGAUGAGGAUGAGGAUGGACAGGAUGAUAGCCAGAAUGAAGACUCUAUGGAUGCAAUGGAGCUCUUAACUCCAACCAGUUCCUCCUGCAGCACACCAAUGCCCUCGCAAGCUUACAGCACACCUACAUCUUCAGCCAAUGCAACCUCUUCAGCUUUUCUGCAGCUCACAGCAGAGGCAGAUGAUUCCUCCACCUAUAGUUCUAAAGUAGAAGCUACAGAAGAGAAACCAAAGCAGCCUGAACCUCCAAGUACACAGCAAAACCAAACUCAAGAGAAGCAAGUGCAACCAAAGCAAGAGUCUCAGCAGCAACAGGACCAAGGAGAACAAAAGACAAGUUCAGCACACCAAAAGAUUUCACAGUUAUCCUCCCCUUCUUCAUUGCAACAGCCACCUCCCCCUCCUCAACCCCCUCAGUGCUCCUUGUCACAGUCAAGCCCAAGUCCAUCUCAGCUCUCGCAUCUCUCCCUCAAACCCAUUCACACAUCCACCCCUCAACAGCUGGCAAACCUACCUCCUCAGCUAAUCCCAUACCAGUGUGACCAGUGUAAGCUGGCAUUUCCUUCCUUUGAGCAUUGGCAGGAGCAUCAGCAGCUUCAUUUUCUGAGCGCACAGAACCAGUUUAUCCACCCCCCAUUCCUGGACAGAACCCUGGAUAUGCCGUUCAUGCUUUUUGAUCCCAGUAAUCCACUACUUGCAAGCCAGCUGCUAUCUGGGACAUUACCACAGAUUCCAGCAAGCUCAGCCACUUCACCAUCAACUCCAACAUCCACAAUGAACACACUGAAGAGAAAGCUGGAGGAAAAGGCCAGUGCAAGUCCUGGAGAAAACGACAGUGGUACUGGAGGAGAAGAACCACAAAGGGAUAAACGUCUAAGGACUACUAUUACCCCAGAGCAGCUGGAAAUUCUUUAUCAGAAAUACUUGCUUGACUCCAACCCAACGCGAAAAAUGUUGGAUCAUAUUGCUCAUGAAGUGGGCUUGAAGAAACGCGUGGUGCAAGUUUGGUUUCAGAAUACGCGUGCACGGGAAAGGAAGGGGCAGUUCAGAGCAGUAGGGCCUGCCCAAGCCCAUAGACGGUGUCCCUUCUGCCGAGCUCUCUUUAAAGCAAAGACAGCUUUGGAAGCUCAUAUCCGAUCCCGUCACUGGCAUGAAGCCAAGAGAGCUGGCUACAACUUGACGUUGUCUGCUAUGCUCUUGGAUUGUGAUGGGGGCCUGCAAAUGAAGGGAGACAUCUUUGAUGGAGCAAGCUUUUCCCACAUGCCACCAACAAGCAGUGAUGGACAGAGUGUUCCUCUCUCCCCAGUGAACAAGAGCAUGGAACUGUCACCUCGAACUCUGCUGAGUCCAUCCUCCAUUAAGGUGGAAGGGAUGGAAGACUUUGAGAGUCCCUCCAUGUCCUCAGUCAAUCUGAGCUUUGACCAAACAAAGCUGGACAAUGAUGACUGCUCCUCUGUCAACACUGCAAUCACAGACACUACAACAGGAGAUGAAGGGAAUGCAGACAAUGAUAGUGCUACAGGGAUUGCAACUGAAACCAAAUCAACAUCAGGACCCAGUGAGGGUCUCACAAAAGCUGCCAUGAUAGCAAUGUCUGAAUAUGAAGAUCGGCUGUCUUCUGGCCUGGUCAGCCCAGCUCCUAGCUUUUACAGCAAAGAGUACGAUAAUGAAGGUACUGUGGACUACAGUGAAACAUCCAGCCUUGCAGACCCCUGCUCACCCAGCCCUGGUGCCAGUGGUUCAGCCAGCAAGUCUGGAGAGAGUGGGGAUAGGCCUGGGCAGAAACGCUUUCGCACUCAGAUGACUAAUCUCCAGCUAAAAGUUCUCAAGUCAUGCUUUAAUGACUACAGGACACCUACCAUGCUGGAGUGUGAGGUCCUGGGCAAUGACAUUGGACUGCCAAAGAGAGUUGUUCAGGUCUGGUUCCAGAAUGCUAGGGCAAAGGAGAAGAAGUCCAAACUCAGCAUGGCCAAGCAUUUUGGUAUAAACCAAACAAGUUACGAGGGACCCAAAACAGAGUGCACUUUGUGUGGCAUCAAGUACAGCGCUCGACUGUCUGUACGUGACCAUAUCUUCUCUCAACAGCAUAUCUCCAAAGUUAAAGAAACCAUUGGAAGCCAGUUGGAUAAGGAAAAGGAGUAUUUUGACCCAGCUACUGUACGUCAGUUGAUGGCUCAGCAGGAGCUGGACCGGAUCAAAAAAGCCAAUGAGGUUCUUGGUCUGGCAGCUCAACAGCAGGGCAUGUUUGAUAACACCCCUCUGCAAGCUCUUAACCUUCCUGCUGCAUACCCAGCACUACAGGGCAUCCCUCCAGUCUUGCUCCCAGGCCUCAACAGCCCAUCCUUACCAGGCUUCACUCCAUCCAACACAGCUUUAACUUCUCCCAAACCCAACCUGAUGGGCCUGCCCAGCACAAGCGUCCCUUCGCCCGGCCUCCCCACCUCUGGAUUACCAAAUAAGCAGCCCCCAGCCACGCUGAGCUCGCCCACCCCGGCACAAGCCACUGCGGCCGUGGCCCCGCAGCAGCUGCCGGCAACAACGCCGCAGCCGCAGCAGCCACCCCCGCCACAGCGUAAGGAGAAGGAGAGUGAGAAGGCAAAAGAGAAGGAGAAGGCACUCAAGGGGAAGGCGGAGCCCCUGCCAGGGCCCAAGAAGGAGAAGGGGGAGGCGCCGGUGGGUGCCCUCUCGGCCCCGCUGCCCGCCAUGGAGUACGCCGUGGAGCCCACCCAGCUCCAGGCACUGCAGGCCGCCCUGAAUUCAGACCCCACCACCUUGCUGACAAGCCAGUUCCUUCCCUACUUCGUCCCCGGCUUUUCCCCCUACUACGCCCCACAGAUCCCCGGCGCCCUGCAGAGCGGGUACCUGCAGCCCAUGUACGGGAUGGAGGGGCUCUUCCCCUACAGCCCCGCGCUGUCACAGGCGCUGCUGGGGCUGUCCCCCGGCUCCCUGCUGCAGCAGUACCAGCAAUACCAGCAGAGUCUGCAGGAGGCAUUGCAGCAGCAGCAGCAGCAGCAGCGGCAGGCGCAGCAGCAGCAGCAGCAGCAGAAAGUGCAGCAGCCCAAAGGAAGCCAAACCCCUGUCCCUGCGGGGGCUGCCACCCCGGACAAAGACCCUGCCAAAGAACCCCCCAAGCAAGAAGAGCAGAAGAACGCACCCCGCGAGGUGUCCCCCCUCCUGCCCAAACCCCAAGAAGAACCCGAAGCAGAAGGCAAGGGCGCGGACUCCCUCUGCGACCCCUUCAUCGUCCCGAAGGUGCAGUACAAGCUGGUCUGCCGCAAGUGCCAGGCGGGCUUCAGCAACCAGGAGGCGGCCAGCGACCACCUGAAGUCCCUCUGCUUCUUCGGCCAGUCCAUGGCGAACCUGCAAGAGAUGGUGCUUCACGUGCCCACCGGCAGCGGCCAGGGCAGCGGCUCGUACCAGUGCGUGGCGUGCGAGAGCACGGUGUGUGGGGACGAAGCCCUCAGUCAGCAUCUCGAGUCAGCCCCGCACAAACACCGAACAAUCACAAGAGCAGCAAGAAACGCCAAAGAGCACCCCAGUCUAUUACCUCACUCUGCCUGCCCCCCCGACCCCAGCACCGCAUCUACCUCGCAGUCGGCCGCUCACUCAAAUGACAGCCCCCCGCCCCCCCGGCCCCCCCCGGCUUCUCCCCAUGCCACCAGAAAGCCCUGGCCCCCGGCAGCCCCCCGCGCCCCGCCGGGGAAGCCGCCACCGCCGCCUUUCCCUCCUCUCUCCUCAUCUUCAACGGUUACCUCAAGUUCAUGCAGCACCUCAGGGGUUCAGCCCUCGAUGCCAACAGACGACUAUUCGGAGGAGUCUGACACGGAUCUUAGCCAAAAGUCAGAUGGACCGGCGAGCCCGGCGGAGGGGCCCCGGGACCCCGGCUGCCCUAAGGACAGUGGUCUAGCUAGUGUAGGAAUGGACACCUUCAGAUUGUAAGCUUUGAAGAUGAACAAUGAAAAUGAAUUUAAAUAAAAAAAAAAGUUAAUAACAAACCAAUUUCAAAAAUAGACUAACUGCAAUUCCAAAGCUUCUAACCAAAAAAAGAAAAAAGAAAAAAAGAAAAAGCGUGGGUUGUUUUCCCAUAUAACGAUGCCGGUGGGUUUUACAUUUCUUUUUUCCCUUUCCUUUUAAUAAAACUCAAAAAAAAAAAAAAGAAAAAAAAAAUCUGUUACAUUUGUCCUUUCGAAGGUACUGUUGGUCUGGGAGACGAAAGCCCGUGCUGCCUCCUCACUGUCUUCGGAGCUUGAGCCCCUUGUAUAUUGCCCCUUUUCAACCGCCCCACGUCGAUAGCACAGCAGAGGCCGGCACGCACUGUAUGGGAAAGCAGCCCACCUUGUUACAGUUUUAAAUUUCUUGCUAUCUUAGCAUUCAGAUACCAAUGGCUUGCUAAAAGAAAAAAGAAAUGUAAUGUCUUUUUAUUCUCAGGUCAAUCGCUCACACUUUGUUCUGUUUUCAGAAUCAUUGUUUUAUAUAUAUAUAUAUAUAUAAUUUCUUUUGUUUGUUUUGGGGUUUUUUGUUUAAUUUCGUUUUCGUUCCAGAAGAGGAUUUUUUUUUUUUUUUUUUUUUUUAAUUUUUCUCUUUCUCUCUUUUUUCUUUCUUGGUGUUGUUUUUUUUGGGGGGGGGGGUUGUUUUUUUUUUCUUUUGUUUGUUUGGGUGUUUUUUUUUGGUUUGGUUGGGGGGGUUUUUUGUUUGUUUUGGUUUUUUUUUUUUUGUUUUUGUUUUUGUUUUUUUUUUUUUUUUAAUUUAAAAUGGGCAGAAAGUAUUCAAGAGAAAAACAAUGUGAACUGCUUUAGCUUUUUGGGGAUCUUAAGGGUAGCUUUUCUGCUGAAGCCAAUUUCAAGGGGAAGAGUUAAGCACUCCCGCUUUUCAGAGAAAAAACCCACACAAAGAGUGUUGAGGACUUGGAGCUUAAAAAAUAAGUUUUAAAGCAACUGACUUUCUGUAUUUAUGAUAGAUAUGACCAUUUUUGGUGUUGAGUAGAUUGUUGCAUUGGAAAUGAACUGAAGCAGUAUGGUAGAUUUAAAAGAAAAAACCCUUUUGUGUACAUUUAGCUUUUGUAUGGUCCAGCUGACGGCUUCUCAUUUGAUGUUGUCUUGUUCAUUCCUAGCCAGGUAGAUUGCAAUCCAUUGACUCGCCUAAGCUUUUCUCCCCUUUGUACCUUUACUCCCUGUUCCCCCAUCCUGUAAUCUUCCACUUAUGGUCGCUACCUUCAUUUCUUAGAGGGUGGUUGCAUAAUUAUUUUAUAAAAACUAAAGAAAGAAGUUCAAAGGGUUUUGGGGGGUCAGUAGGAUCCCUUGCAGAAUAUUUUUUGUUGGGGGUUUGAAACUUUUUAAGGCGUAUACAUACUAUUUACCUAUGUCUGUUACCCUUGUGCACUUAUCUCUUUCUUAAUUUCUAUUUUUCCUUUUUUUUUUCUUCUUCUUCCCUUCUUUUUUUCCUCAUUUUGUAAAUGCUUCAAAGACUCUGUUCCUAAACUAUAAGCAUUUGUUUCUGUUUGUGUAAUUAGGCUGCACUCUGUUCCUUCUUUUAAAAGAAGUUUUUGUUACAUUUUUUUUCUCUAAAGAAAAUUCAUGCUUUAAAUAAAAUCCAAAGACAUACCCUUUCACCACUGGUGCAGAAUGAGCAAAAAGGAUUCUUUUUACUUGAGAAUUUGUUUCUGAUUUAAACAAACAAGUCUAAGUUUAAAUAAAGAAUAAAAAAAGUACCCAGGUUGUUAUCUGUGCUUCUUCUGCAAGCAGAGAGACAACUUUUAGCGAAACCCCAGUGCACCAAAAGGCAGGUUUCUCUUUCCAAGUUCCCUCCCGUGGCGGGCACUGGUGUCCCCGUCCUGCUCCAUGCCCUGCUCAUGGAAUGCAUGGACGCUCGCACGCGUCUUGUACGGUCCGGACUUUGAAAGGAAAACUUUGUGCUGCUAAAAUGUAGGUUUUGGAGACAAAUAGAUGUUGUUUCACUCCCGUAGCCAAAUGUCAACAGAAACAAUCUCCUUUCUCCCACCCCGCCCCCUGUUUCCUCCACCCCGAAAGCGCGAGAGCCUUCUCCCCAUCAUCUUCAUCUUCCUCCUGCUUCAAAAAGGAACUUCGAAGACUGUGAACGCAGGUUCCUCCCGCCGCCUUGACUUCUCCUCCCUGUGCUGAAGCCGCUCGUCGACCCUGCGAGAGACUGGAGCAUUGGAGAGACGAACAUGGGGUUCAUUUUCUAGCGGGACGCUUUUAUUUUUAUGGAGUUUUGGUUUUAGUUUGAUGAAUGACUAGAUCCUGAACUGUUGUACAUAUUUCUAACUAGGCUAAUGCACAGUGCAAAUUCCUUUUUUAAUUGUUUUUUAAGUAGACAAUACUAAAGUGAGUACCAUCUGAUAUUCCUACCAGUACCCAGUUGUAGCAUAAGGUGUCAAAAACGGAAACAAGUACACAAAAAGCGUUCGCUGUUUUAACAAACUCUUUUCUUUUAACAAAAGUUCUUGUAUUUCUCCCUGUGUUUGAGAUGAACAUUUUUUAAAUUCUAAAGUUGUACAGUUUUUGUUUUCCAUUAUUUUAUCUUGUUUGUAAUUCUAUGAAAUAUAUAUAUAUAUUUUUUGCCAUUUAACUGUUGUAUGUUACUCUGUCUGUAUCAUAUAGAAAUUUUUUUGUUUGUUUGUUUUUGAUUCUCUGUGUGAUACAAGUUAACAAUUUAACACUAGCUUUAUCUGUCCAAUCCCGCAAGGUCUCUUUUGGAAAUCCUUUUGUUUUGUCUUCUUUUGUUUUGUUUUUUUUAAUUAUAUUGCUUGGUCAUAGUGCAAUUUCUCUCUCCUUCUUCUUCCCCCUCCUCCUUUCCACCACUAAAAGGUUUUAUAAAUUCAUUUCCUUGUAUUUUUUCUAACCGUUUCUAGAGACACUCGGUACGAGGUUGCCGCCUCCUUGUGCAGCGCUGGGACCUGUGCCCCGGCCCCGCCAGCUGUCCUGGGCUGAGGUGGGGACCCCCAGCCCUGCUGGGACCCCCUGGCCCUGUGCCCCACCGCCAGCCUGGCCACCCUGCUUCGGGAGCCCCUGCGCCGCCCCGGAGCUUAAGCAUGGCCUUUCCAGCACGUAUCAGAACAGGGCUGGGACAGGCGCAAGGAAAAGAUUCUAAACUUGGCAUUGGACGGGUUUCUGUUUUAUUCUUAAUAAAAAGCUUUUCUGAGUGGUGAAGAUGGCCAAAGUUUCAUACAAUUGAGAAUCAAGAGUAGGGUGUGUUGGGGCUGCCCGUGCCCGGGGCAGGCGCUGACACGAGCUGGCACACGCACUCUCCAUUGGAAUAUAUUUUGCUUUAAAAAGAAAACCUAAACUUUCAAAUAGAAGCAGAAGUUGGGUUGGUUGGUUGCUUGCUUGGAUGGGUUGGUUGGUUGGUUGGUUGGUUGGUUGGUUGGUUGGUUGGUUGGUUGGUUUAUCAGCGCUGAGAUACUACCCACUGUGAAACAUAAAGCUUUGACUAUUUUUUUCACUUUUAUUUGGGGGGGAGGGUGAGGUCGGGUAGAACAGAAAGCAUAAAUGUGGUAAAGAGGGAUACAAACAGCCUUUGCAAUGUACAAAAAAUAGAACAAGUGAAACCAAAAAUGAUGUUCUUGGUGUUUUUCUAUAAUGUAGUCUUGUUAGCUUUUUUUUGUUACUGUAACAAUGCUGAUCUCGAACUGUACCAAAAUACAUGGAGAUAAACAGAAAACCACGUGGGACUUUCAAAACUUUACAGAAUUUGUCACAAAAGACUUUGUUGUCAUAGUUGAGUUGACUGUAGAUGGUAAUCGAAUAUAC
Messenger RNA from Strigops habroptila (Kakapo), 15265 nucleotides. It is a transcript of the gene ZFHX3, whose product is annotated as zinc finger homeobox 3. The record is from RefSeq and is a predicted model, not a curated record. The transcript is spliced from 9 exons. NCBI's taxonomy places the organism in Eukaryota, Metazoa, Chordata, Aves, Psittaciformes, Psittacidae. Bases 444 to 11438 code for a protein of 3664 amino acids. Gene Ontology annotation, biological process: regulation of transcription by RNA polymerase II; brain development; regulation of neuron differentiation. Gene Ontology annotation, molecular function: RNA polymerase II cis-regulatory region sequence-specific DNA binding; zinc ion binding; DNA-binding transcription factor activity, RNA polymerase II-specific. Gene Ontology annotation, cellular component: nucleus.